Messenger RNA from Physcomitrium patens, 5624 nucleotides. RefSeq lists its product as uncharacterized. NCBI's taxonomy places the organism in Eukaryota, Viridiplantae, Streptophyta, Bryopsida, Funariales, Funariaceae. The record is from RefSeq and is a predicted model, not a curated record.
GCUCCCCGAGCGACUCCAGAAGCCUCAUGAUGAGCGCCGAUCAUCUGUGCAUUCAGGAUUCGUCUUUUGGUUGCCUCUGUACAAUAGAUUUGUCAGCGUUGAGGAGCGCCUCAUGUGUUCGUGAUGAUUACAGGGAUUAACUUUCACAUUUUAUUUUAUUUUUUAGUGUGAAAAUUCCCCUUUAGGCGAGUGGUCCGUGUUUUCUGGGGUUGUAUUCGUUGCUUGUAUUCGCAACUGUAUUGUCAGACAGGGUCUGGUAAGGAGCUUGAUUCGUGUAAACAGAAUGUGGUGGAACAGGAUGGGUAGAAUGAUGAGAGAUGAAGAAGUGAGAACUUCAGAAGAAACGGUGUCGUGGCUUAUAUUUCGUAUAAGCGCUAGGGAUGAGCAGUAGCUAGGCUGUCGCGACUACGUUGGACAGUGUGUUGGGCAAUCGAGAGCUUGUAUUGGAAAAGAGCUAAAGUUGUUUCAAGUUUGGUAGUUGUCUGCAGUCUAGUAGACUUCAAUUUGAGAGAAAGCGCGUACUUCGAGGAGGUAAGAGGCUACCCUCUGUUUUGCCGUCAUUUCGUUGACCGCGACGUCGUUGCAUUUGGGAUGGCGUUUUUGGGUUUUUCUGGACGCGGGGUUCGACAGUGAGGAAAAUUUGUUGCACUUGUUCGAAUGGGAGUUAUUGUGACGGAUUGGUGCCCUUGGCUAUUCUGUCGUGGAGCUCCUAUCGCACUAGAUUGUUACAGUUGGAAGGUGGGAUGAGUUUUAGUCGAUUUGCGACGACGUGCCUAGAUUUGACUUCGUAGCCUUUCACCUUCCUGGCGACAAGUGGGCCUUGCAAUGUUCUUCCAUGUAUGUGUUCUAUUUGUAAGCACCCCCGCGUGAAAGUUAAGUUAGACGAUGUCUAAUAGUUGAGCCGCACCACAUUUUUUGACUGCGUUGCUUGUGAUCGUCUAUAAAAGUUUCUAAAGCCUUGAAGUGCGAACUCGAAUGUGACGAUCGUCAUAUUUGCAAAAACUUCCCGGCACAGCAAAGCAAGUUAUUUUGCUGUUCUUCUCUAGUCCGUUGAAAAGGCUAUCGGUUGUGUUUCUACUGGCGAGAGUUCUGCAAUGAACCAUAAGGACGGCGUUCUCCUCCUUAGUUCUUCAUGCCAUUUUAUUAGCAUCUUGUUCUUUUAGUUGACCUUCUCGAUAGUGGAAGAUAAGCGAGUCUCAGUCGCUGGAUUAUUAAUGCGAAGCAUCCUAUGCAGGAUGUCACAGGCUCUAGGAGUCUUCUUUCGUUGUUGAUGGCGGAACCGGAGAUCUCCGUGAAAUGCUCUGGAGAGGCCGUGGAUGCAUCGAGCGUCUUGGUGAGUCAAGAGCAAAGAGAUAUUCUGUGCCAGAACUCGAGCGUUGCAUUUUCAAGCUCAGAGGAACUAGGGGAGUCGAAUAGGGCAUAUGAAAUCAGAGAGAAGGAACUGUUAGGAUCUAGGUUCAGCGAUAGUAACAAUGAAAAGAUCCGUGGAAAUAAACAUCACAACAAGGUGACAGACAAGGCUUCAGAGAACGGGAAUUUCAACUCUUUCCCAGAGGAUACGAAGAGUGACACUGUACAGGACCUAAGGAUUGGUGGUUGGGGAAACCGAGGACAGCAUUCGAAUGAAGCCUUGCAAGAUCAUUACAAUGAAUUAGUUCCAUCCACAAGCCUUGACAAGCCUGAAAAUCUUGAGAAUGUCUUCGGGCAAGUUGCUGAACGAUUGGUUACGACUACAUCAUCGGGGGAGAGAAAGGAUGUCGAUCAAAUAGUGUCAAGUUUCCUCUUGAAGCAGUUGAGGAGCUUAGCUGCAAAAGAAAGAGAUUUAGAAGCCAGGUUGAGCCAAGAGGCAAUUGAACAUGUCGUAGAGAAAGUGGAGGGUGAGGUUGAACUUGAACAUGUAAUCAACGAAAUGUGGUUCAGUAUGCGUGCUGACGAGGAAGAACGGGAAAUGGAACGAAGGGAGAGGGAUUUUGAGAUGGAAAGACGUGAGGUACAGCUUGAAGAUGAAGUCGGAAUAUUGCAGGGGAAGGUUCGUCGUCUGGAAGAUGAGCUACGGCUCAGUCAUACUGAGAAGGGCUUUGCUCUGCUGAAAAAACAGGAUGAGAUGGAUGAUGUGAUCCAGAGAAUGCUUGGGGAAAAAGAAAGGCUGGACGCUGCAGCAGUUGGAGAUAGUUCUGCACCAAAUGGAUCGGAGCUGGUGACUGCCUCUCCAAAUCAGCGUCCCGGAGCUAGUCCACAGAAGGCUGUCUUUCUUGCCUUUGAGGAUAUGCUUAAGGAGACUGAUGAACGGGCUAAGCAAGAUCGACACGCCAUUGAAUCGACUCUGCACGCGAAAGCGGAUUUGGAGAAUAUUUUUCAGCACGAACAAAGGAGGUCGCUCGAGAAAGAACGACAACUGGAAAGCAGGUUGCUUGCAAUGGAGAAGGAGGUAAGCAGGGUCUCGGGUGUACUGAGAGAAGCUGAGUUGGCCUUAUCGGUUGAGCAAGCUAGGCGGAGAGAAGCACAUUUGGAAGUAGAACACGUGCUUGGAACGUGGAAGGAGGAAAAAAAGAUUAGAGGGGAAUACGAGGAGAAGGCGAAGAGGCUGUUGUCCUUUCUGAUGAGCAUUAAGGAUAAGUUAACUUCUGGCGAGGAUGGUGAGGAUGAUGCCAAGAGCAGGCUAGCAUCUGUUUCGAAGGACGUGGACAAGGAACUGCAAAGGAUGAGUUCCAAAAGAUUCAGUACGAAAAGGUCUAAGCUACUUGAAAGCGAGCAGUCCUCAAGGUGGAAGAUGCAGCGCGAUGCUGCAAUAGCAGAGAGAGAUAACCUAGAAGAGAAGCUUAAUUUGCACUUGAGAAGGGCAAGGGAUAGAGAAUCAGAGAUUGAAGCAAUGUGGAUGGAGAGAGAGAAAAACUUAGUUACAAAAUGUAGUCAUCUGGAGGCUGCCAUUCUUCAAUGGGAAUCGAGGUAUAAGAAGAGAGACAUUGAAGCGAUGCAAGAGAGGAGACUCUCGGAAAUAGAGCUGGAGGCACAUCGCAAGAAGUGGACUGAUGAGCUUACUGGUUGGGAAGCGUUCGUCCUGCAGCGGGAGCAAUGGGUUGAGGAGCAGGUUACGAAGUGGACUUCUUUACUUGAUGCCAAAGACCAAGAAUUAGGUUCUCUCAAAAAGGAACUAGAACAAGUGGAGACUUCACUAAAAAAUGCCAAACAUGAGUUAGAGAAUUUGCCUCAACACGUUCAUGAUCAUCAAAAACAGAUGCUAGAGAAUUCUUCUCAGACCAAUAUAUCAUGUGAGAGUUGUAAAUCAGGAAGAAGUUUAGAAGAAAGUGAAGGGGAUAACUACCAGAGUAUUGAGAAGUUUGUUCACGAGAUUGAUGCGCCGGAGGAUGUGGACGAUGCCAAACCAGACCUUGGGACAGACAUUGUGGAGGAUUUUAAACUUGAAAAGGAGGAACUUGAGAAAAAAUUGUCUAGUACCUUAUCGCUGAUGGAAGAGUUGCAGAAUGAUUUUCAGAAAAAAAUGGAGCAGUUUGAAGCAGAGAAAAAGGCUCUGGAGGUUGAAUUAUCAUCCAAGACUUCUGAAGUAGAGGAUUUGGUAUCUCAGCUCAACUCAAGAGAUCGUCAAAUGGAGGCUAUCAUGCAGAAGUUUAGGGAUGAAGUAGUGAGCAUAGAUAGAGAAGUUGAGAAGGAGCGGAAGGAAAGAGAAGAAGUGAUGGAAAUGCAUUUUGUGGGAAAACGCCGCCUUGUUGCAGAGAUUCGUGAGAAAGAAGAAAGUUGGCAAAAUGAUCUGGAGGCAAUCACGCAAGAGUUGCUUGAAUCGAGGGAGUGGGCCAAGAAGAAAGAAGAGGAUAUUGUUGUCUUAAAGAAUGAUUUGGAAGCACUUGAUGAGCAGAAGAGGACUGAGGAACAGAGAUUGACCAAAAGGAUACAUUCUUUGUUAGAUGAAAAAGAUGGCUUGACGGCUGCACUUGAGCGAGAACAGAAGGCUCGGGAAUUUUCCGAGACUGAAUAUCAGAAACUGGAAGAAGAGCAUGUCAUUCUUCUUGAGGAAUUGAACGCUCAGCGGCAGAGGAGUUUGACAGAGCCAAAGUUGGGGGAUGCUAUCUGCUGGGGUAAUGCUGAUCUUCAAGCAGCUGUAGAUCGGGUGUCCAAUGUGGACAAACAAAUUGCAGAAGCCAUGACUGCGAUUGAGAGCCUAAGAGAAGAGCUGGACACCAAGGAAAAGCAACUUGUACAGGCUAAGAUUGACAAAGAAGCCGAAUGGGAGAAACGUCGAGUUGCUCUGACUCAAGAGCAUAAAGACAUGUUAGAUAUGCGGGAACACCAAUGGCAGCAGAGAUGGAUGCGUAGGGAGCAAGAGCUCCUUUCUACGAAUGAGGAGAUACUUCAACAACUGGUCGAUCAACGCGGAGAAAAUUCUGUAACGCAAGGAAUCCUAAGAGAACUAGAAUGGUCAAUUAAGCAUGGCGACAUGGAUAUCAAAGCUAAAGUAGUUGACAUACCUAAGAAGGAAGGAAUGGUUAAGGUACACACAUCGCACUUGGAAGAGGUAGACCAGUAUAUUCUGGAUCUUCAAACGAAAUUGGAGGAAUCGGAAAAGAAACGAAAAAGUGCUGAGAUUGCUGCAUCCGUCCGAGAGUUAAAAAGAGCAGCUAGCCUUGAUGUAGCUCUCAUCCAAGGAGACAGGGAUGAGAGGCUGUUGCCGAACAUUGUCAGACAUGAUGGACAUCUCGCGUCCCAUCUUUCUUUAGAAAAUGGAAAUGAGGGCUUGCGAAUACGCACUAGAUCUUCCACUGGAGAGAGAAGUGGGCGAAGUAGUUUCUCUAGUAUCAGGGAGAUGCAGCCUAACUCUUCUUGGGAGCUUGAAAAUUCUAGCAGUAUCGGGCGUCAUGGUGGCAACGUUAGCUCUAGUACUUGGCAUGGUCAGCCUCGAGAUGACUACCCCUUCUCGAUUUUGCCCCCGGUAUCACCUGGACGACGGCAGCAAAAGUGGAUGGUCGAUGCUGCUUGGUUGGAGAAUGUUCGCAAGGAGCAAACUUUCUUAAGGCAUCAACUCGAGAUAGAACGGCAACGGGCUUGUUCACUUAGUCAGGUUGAGUCGGAGAACAAGUUGAUGGAGGCAGCAGUUGUUCGGGCUGUGGAGGAGAAGCAUGAGAUCGAAUCUCAAGUCCUGGGUUUACAACAAGAGGUUGUUUUAUUGCAGAAGAUGCUGGCUGCGAGGUCCGGGACGUCUCGUUGAUUAUAUCCAAAGUUUGAAAUGUACCAUGUCAGAUGAUUAGCUGCAACUUUUGUACAACAUUUUCACAGAUAUGGAGGACGAAUCACAUUCAACCCGUGGGGCUUAUGUUUGCUCACAAUUGUGAUGAAGGUGAACUAGUCACACUGAAAGUUGACUCUUGUAAUUUACAAGCAUGUCUGAUUUUGUAUCAUACAUGCACACUGACACCUAGAAAUUGGCGAAGUACCCGCAGCUGCCUCUCUUUUUUCUUAGACUAACUCUGUGAACCUGAAGAGAUUAUUUUGGUCACCAUGAUGUGGCCACUGUACUUGCCCAUCAAAGCAGUGAACUUACAGAUUGAUAUUUUAACCUCUUGUACCAUGUAUCUAUCACUUAUGAAAUUUUCUCGCAGAGAGGAAACCUUUAA